UUCAAUAGAUUUUGGGGUAAUGCCGUUGAGGCAAAACCAUACAGUCCAUACAUUCUAUCCUUAUCGCCGUGUGUCUCAUCCUCUGAGCCUUGCCGCAUCUCCUCUUCUCCGUCCCUGAGUUGAGCGACUGCAAGGUGGCGAAGCAAACCCUCGCAAAUUAGGUCGCCACCUCCGGGGACUGUGUCACUCGGCAGAAGUUGAAGGGAAGAAAUGGCUUCGAUUCUCGGAGUUACUGCAAUUCAUCAUGCACCAAAUCUUGAUAUUUACAGAAGGAUGGGAACAGCGGCGACGCCAUCACCCACGCCUUCUCUUUCUUUUGCUGACAAGUCCCACAUAAAUGCUUCCAAAGCUCAGACUAGUUUCAGUAGUGGUAGCCGUCGCAACUUGGCUUUCUCCGAUGGUUCCAGCGCUGGCACGUUCAAGUCCGGAUUCAGCUCUUCUGCAAUUGCGACUCCCAAUUCCAUCCUUAGCGAAGAGGCUUUCAAAAGUCUCGAUGGCUUCUCCAAGGAUGAUUUCAUCGAUUCCCAACCUAAUUCGUCUCUUGGAUUCUCUGCUGAUUCUCCUGCUGACGAAGAUGAGCUCGCCAUUUCCAAAUUAGGCUUGCCCCAACGGCUCACUGAAUCGCUCGAGAAGCGCGGAAUUACUAGCCUCUUCCCCAUUCAAAGAGCUGUUCUUGUCCCUGCACUAGAGGGUAGAGAUCUCAUUGCCCGUGCAAAGACUGGCACUGGGAAGACAUUAGCCUUUGGGAUACCAAUUAUUAAACGACUUACUGAAGAUGACGAAUUAAGAAGUUCGCGGAGGCGGUCACGUCUUCCUAGAGUUUUGGUGCUUACACCAACCAGGGAGCUAGCCAAGCAAGUGGAAAAAGAGAUAAAAGAAUCUGCACCUUAUCUGAACACUGUUUGCGUUUAUGGAGGGGUUUCAUAUGUUACACAGCAAAAUGCUCUUACCCGUGGAGUUGAUGUGGUAGUUGGAACACCUGGUCGAAUAAUAGACCUGAUAAAUGGUAACAGCCUCAAUUUGGGGGAAGUUGAAUAUUUAGUGUUAGAUGAAGCAGAUCAGAUGCUUGCUGUUGGGUUUGAGGAGGAUGUGGAAGUAAUUUUACAAAAGCUUCCAACUCAGCGACAAAACAUGCUCUUUUCAGCUACCAUGCCAACUUGGGUUAAGAAACUUGCACGCAAAUAUUUGGAAAAUCCAUUGACCAUUGAUUUGGUUGGUGRCCAAGAUGAAAAGCUUGCUGAAGGGAUCAAACUUUAUGCCAUAUUAACCACUGCAACUUCAAAGCAAACCAUUCUCAGAGAUCUUGUGACAGUUUAUGCUAAGGGGGGCAAGACCAUUGUUUUUACACAGACAAAACGUGAUGCUGAUGAAGUCUCUUUGGCAUUAGCAAAUAGCAUAACUUCAGAAGCAUUGCAUGGAGAUAUAUCACAGCAUCAACGGGAAAGAACCUUGAAUGGCUUUCGGCAAGGGAAAUUCACUGUGCUUGUUGCAACUGAUGUAGCUUCACGAGGAUUAGAUAUCCCAAAUGUUGAUUUGGUUAUCCACUAUGAACUUCCUAAUGAUCCAGAGACUUUCGUACAUCGCUCUGGUCGUACUGGACGUGCAGGAAAAGAGGGUUCUGCUAUUUUAAUGUUUACAAAUAGUCAAAGAAGAACAGUUAGAUCUCUUGAGCGUGAUGUGGGGUGCAAAUUUGAGUUUGCAAAUCCACCUGCCAUUGAGGAUGUCUUAGAAUCAUCAGCUGAGCAAGUAGUUGCUACUCUUCGUGGAGUUCAUCCUGAGUCUAUCGAGUUUUUCACUCCAACUGCACAGAAGUUGAUUGACGAACAAGGAGCGGGUGCUCUGGCAGCUGCACUUGCACAAUUAAGUGGGUUCUCCCAUCCUCCUUCAUCACGGUCGCUUAUUAGCCACGAACAGGGAUGGGUCACGUUGCAGCUUACCAGGGAUCCAUCUUAUUCUCGAGGGUUUUUGUCUGCUAGGUCUGUCACUGGAUUUCUAUCAGACAUUUAUUCCCCAGCUGCGGAUGAAGUUGGAAAAAUACAUUUAAUUGCAGAUGAAAGGAUACAUGGAGCAGUAUUUGAUCUUCCAGAAGAAAUAGCAAAAGAGUUGCUGAAUAAGCCACUGCCAGAAGGAAAUACAAUUUUGAAGGUCACCAAGUUACCUCCUCUGCAAGACGAUGGGCCACCAAGUGACAACUAUGGAAGGUUUUCUGGCAGAGAGAGAAAUAGCCGAAAUAACUCUAGGGAUCGCAGAGGUUUUAGAACAUCAAGGGGCUGGGGCAGUGGCCGAGACUCUGAUGAUGAUGGUGAUUUAUUUAGUAGAAAUCGCAGUUUUAGAACUAACAACAGCAGCAGGUCCCGGAAUUUUAAAAGCUCAGGAGAUGAUUGGCUAAUUGGAGGCAGACGAUCUAGCAGGUCAUCAUCCAUGGAUGGAUUUGGAGGAUCCUGUUUUAAUUGCGGAAGAAUGGGGCAUAGGGCAUCAGAAUGCCCCGACAAGUGACAAACAAGACGACUAAAUAUACGUGAUUCAGCUUUAGAUUUCGUGGCGACUUAUAAGUAGGUUUUUGGCAUCAGCCAGCUCAGUUGCAUUGUCUUAUAUUCAAUGGCUGGUAUUUACGUCUCGAAGAUGCUCCUUAGAAAGAGUAACAGGAAUGGUGCUGAGUCUCAUGUCGCCUUACGAGAUUACUUUUACAAUAUUUGCACAAUUCUCAGUCUGUUCUAGUUUAAGUUUUGCUCAGUGAAGCAUUCAAAAUUGAUUUGUUGUGUUAUGAAUUAUAUGGAUACCCUUUUUCGUCCUCCAUGUAGAAUGUAUAUGUUCCAGGAAGAGAAUUGGGAAAUGAAAACAGCGUAGCAUUUCUUGGUUAUAA
Momordica charantia (bitter melon) is the source of this 2863-nucleotide messenger RNA. Its product is annotated as DEAD box RNA helicase (RH3). Gene Ontology annotation, molecular function: ATP binding; zinc ion binding; RNA binding. NCBI's taxonomy places the organism in Eukaryota, Viridiplantae, Streptophyta, Magnoliopsida, Cucurbitales, Cucurbitaceae. Gene Ontology annotation, cellular component: cytosol. The record is from RefSeq and is a predicted model, not a curated record.